AGAACUACCCAACGGAAGGAUCAUUGGAUCUGCCCAGUGCUAGCCCACAACUUCCCCUCUCCUAAUCUUGCCUGGGGGAGGGGAGGAAGGAGCUGCUGCUGAAGACCUUUCCAAACUCUGGGGUGGGGGAUGGAGAAGGGGCAGCUGCUCCUUUUCACUUCCCCCAGUGCCUAUGGAGUUGACCCUUAAGUCCAGCCCCACUUCCCUCCCCGGGCCCCAUGAAUUUUCACAGAAGGGAACAGGAAAGCCCAGAGACAGUAAGUGACUUGUGCACACACAGGGAUCUGAUGGGGAGCCAGGGUGGGAAUCUAGUUUAUUUAUUUCACUGCCACCGGGAUGGAUUUUCAGCGCCUUCUGGGCUGGGCACUAGGGCUCCAGAGCCCGACCCGAAGCCCGGUCCCUGCCCUCGUGCAGCUUCCGUUCUACCGGUGGAUCCCACAUUUAAACUGAUAAGCGAUUACCGAACAAAAAUCUAAGGAAAGAGCAUUCAUAAAUAAUUAAUGGCAUCAGGUCAGGUUUCCUGUAAAAAGCGGCUCAACCUUGAAGCAAACUCGGGAUUCUGGGGCCCAGGUGAGGAGGGAGUGGAUUCCAGGAACAGGGAUGCGGGUGGAAAAUCUGGGAGGUGGGAGGCGGAAUGUGCUUCUCUGCAAAUGGGCCAGAUUGGCUAGAAGGCAAAACGCGUGCAAGGUGGGAGAGGUCUGGAGAGGUAGCUUAAUCCAGAAGGGGAGAUCCGACCUUCUGUCCCUUGGGGAUCUUCUUGGGAAGCCUCGGGACGAUCGCCACCUCCCCUCCCCACCCCCUGCUGCCAGGAACCCCUGGGCCAUAUCCCCCCCACUGCCAAAGAAAUUUCAGGUGAAGGCCAGGGCCCAAAGCAGGCAGGUUCCGGACCCGUGUAUGGGGUGUAGUCUGAGCUCUGUUAAGCCCAAAACUGGAAUAUGCCGGGGCCUGGAGCACAAGGAAGGAAACAGGGCUUUCAUGUAAAUAAGCACACAGAGACCCCAGGCAGCCCAGCUCCCACUGCCUUUAUCUUUGCCUCUCUCUUCCUGAUCUCAUCUCAAAUGGAGGGGGUGGCAGAAAGGCACAUGAAGGAGGAGCUUUAUUAGAAAAAAAAAAUCCGCUUUGGGUCCCAGCCCCCGUGUGUGUGAGUGAGAGAGAGAGAGAGAGAGAGAGAGAGUGAGCAGCUAGAGAGCUCCAGCUCGAGAGCUGGCAAGGGAAGGAGAAUGCCGUCCACGGGAGUUGGAGCUCAGGGCCGGAGAGGGAGAGGCCAAGACUGUGGGUCUGUUCCCUGCGACAACCUGUUUGCUCGCUCCCUCGAUUGCCGGGCUUAGCUCUGGGGCCCGGGACCACACCCCUCACCCCGUCCGGCUCUCGAGUAAAACGUCCAUAUCCGAGUUCAUUGAUCACCAGCUAGAGUCUGCUAUAGCUGCUAGUUGAUGGAUGUUGUUGACUGGUGGGUUCAUCCGUAUAGACGCACGGGGUCUCUCCAGCCAGCUGAGCCCCGCCCAGCAUGCUGCCCUGACUCCAGGGCCCAUUUUCAUACAGCUCGGAGUUUUCCUGUGUGACUCUCUCAGCCCAGAAGAUCUGAAGGCCCAGGAGGUCCCCUUCUCACUGGCUUCGGAAGGAGCCAGCAUGGCCACUGCUGUACAGAGCAGUGAACUGGUAUUUGAGUUUGCCAACGGCGGGAUGGAGGAAAUCCAGCAGCUGGACGAUCCCUCCGUGUUUCCAGCGGUGAUUGUGGAGCAGCUGCCUUGCCCAGAGCUACUCCACCUCUACUCUGGGCUGGACCGGGAUGAAGUUCCCAAUGGCAUCAUGGCGGACCGGGACCUGGGGGUGGACGAAGGGCAGAUGCUGGAGGGAGGCCUUGUGGUGUCAGACGAGAACAACCAGACCGUGAUGGCCAGCGAGGUCCUGCUGGACGUGGAGGCCCCCAAUAACAUCCUGGAUGAAAGCCGCAUGUUCAGUAGCUCCGGGCUAUUCACCGAGCAGGACUCUGCAGGAGCCUUUACCAACUGUGUGCUUUCUACCUCCUCCGGAGCAGACAUCCCGACCGAUGGAAGCGUGACUGCCAAGGGAUUCUCCGUGCUGGAGGAAAGCUCCAUGGACAAAGGCCUUGGGAGGCCUAUGCCAGUGAGGUCAAAGAAGAAAGCCCAGAAGACGAAAGCAUCCCGCUGUGCCUCCCCGGUCAGCGAGCCCAACUUUCCCAUCCGGAAGAAAUCUAAGGAUGGCAAAGGGAACACCAUCUACCUUUGGGAGUUCUUGCUGGCUCUGCUUCAGGACAAGAACACCUGCCCCAAGUACAUCAAGUGGACCCAGCGGGAGAAGGGCAUCUUCAAGCUCGUGGACUCGAAGGCCGUGUCGAAGCUGUGGGGGAAGCAGAAGAACAAGCCGGACAUGAACUACGAGACCAUGGGUCGAGCUCUGAGGUAUUAUUAUCAGAGGGGCAUCCUCUCCAAGGUAGAAGGGCAGAGACUGGUAUACCAAUUCAAGGAGAUGCCCAAAGACCUGGUGAUAAUCGAAGACGAAGAGGGAGAGGAGGCCGGUGCUGAACUCCAACAGGCCCCACCUCCACGUCGAGCUGCUAAGGGUUCCACCCGACCUUCCACUCAGCAGAAGAAGGAUCCCUCCGGGGAGGUUCUGCAAACAGGCUUGCAGGGGGCAUUGAACCUGCAGGCUCUGACCAAGGAGAGCUCAGCUGCCGCCGCUGUCGCCACCACUGCAGGGACCCCUCCCGCUGAGGUUCGGGGAGCUCUGGCUCACACAGUCAGUGCAUCUUUGGUUUCUAACCACGGCGGCGCAUCUACAGCGGGAGCCGGCGCAGGCCUGGGAGCCCUGACCCUUCAGACCAUCCCGCUGGCCACGGUGCUGGCCGGCGGCUCCUCGACCACCUCGGCCACCUCGCCCCAAAUCGUUCUCCAGGGAGUCCCUUCGACCUCGGCCUUCAAGGACAUCGUCACCCUGCAGGCCACCUUCCCUCUGGGGUCUAGCUUCCCGGAGGGCUCCACCGCAGCAGGGCGUCCCUUCGUCCUCAGCGGCCUGUCGUCGGCAGCGCUCGGGCCCGCGUCCAGGCCCCCGGGGACCCUGGUUGCUACCAUCAUUAGGACUCCGGGAGUGAAGGAGGCUCUCUCCGGGUCCUCUUCCUACCUGCAGCCUCAGCCGCUUCAAGUGCAGGGGCUCCUGGGUAACUCCCAGGCCCAGGAAGCCCCGGCGAUCCCCAGCAGCUGCCCUUCUGUCGGCCUGACCCCCGUGGCUGAACUGGAACUUGCCACCAGCCCAGGGGCCCUGCUGGUAGCCGAGCCCAACCUGACCCAGUCGGCGGUGGUGCUAGCCGAAGGCCUGGGCCCUUUCCAGGAGCCCAGGACUGGAGCUGAGGGAGGUAAGGGAGAAGGGGAGCUCUGAAGAGAGGGAUUUCUGGCCCUCUUUGGACAAGGACUCCUCAAGGGAGCUUCACCUACCAGUCAAGUGCCAGGGCCAUCUUUAGGUGAAUCUCUUUCAGCUACCAUCUUGAAUGAAACUCUUCCCUCCCAUCUCCCAGUGCUUGCUUUGGCAUCACCCGGGGGAACAUGGCAGAGAGUCAGGGGUGCCACCACGGGGUGGGAGAGAGUUCUCCACCAUCAGCCUUAUUGUUCAUGCCCAAGCCCCGCCCCCCCGACCCUCUGCAUUAAAGAACCCGCCGUUUGACCUUGCUGCAUCUAGGAGAGGCCCGGCCAGUUUGGCCAACCGGGGCCUGCCUAGAAGCAGCAAGGGGCAGUGGCUUUGAAUCCCUGCUCUGCCGCUCCCUAACUCUGUGACCUUGAACAAGGCCCUCACCUUACUGAGCCUCAGUUUCCCUACCUUUAAAAUAAGGGGUUGGACUAGAUCACUUCCGAGACCCUCUCUGAUAAUAGAGAGCCUCCGAUCUUCAUGCCGGCGAGAAGCCAACGAAACUCGUCACCGGCCCUCUGCCAUUUUUGACCACGAUCAGUCGGGCAUCCCUGGCCUCGGGGACAUUGAGACACGCACCUUCGGAGGAAGAUGCCCUGAGCCGGGGUGCCCCCCCCCAAAAGCCCCCUCCGAGGCUGGGCAGUGCUAACUUUUGGGUGCUGUUUCCGUUGCCCUGACUAGACUGUGAGCUCUUAGGGGAGGGUGGAGGCGGGUAGCGAAGGGUGUCCGGGUCCGUCACCGUGGCCAGUCGUCGGGGAGUCCGCCCGACUCGCAGCCGAGCGAGCUCGCCCGAAUCAGUUUCUCCAUUGCCGUUCCCUGCACUGAGGGACGCCCCCCGGGCGGCUCGGGGGCUCUGUUCGUGGGUGCUCGUGUGUCUGUGUCCCCACCCACACGUGUACACGGAGGUGCUCGAGUUUGUCGAAACCAGCAUGGCCCUGGUAGCCAAAGCCCUGAGGUGGGAAUCCCAAUCCAGGCUCUCCCACUUCCUCUGUGAUCCUGGGCCAGUCACUGCCCUUUCUUGGGCUUCAGUUUCCCCCAUGAAGUGGAGGAAAUAACACUUACACUACCUACCUCCCAGAGGUGUUUUGUAAGGAGAGCCCUUUGAACACUCAUGAAGGGCUCUGGAAAUGAGUUAGGACACCUGAGCUGGGAUUCCUCUCCGGGGACCCCGAGCUCACGGGCCGGGAACAUUCCCAUCCUGGGUCCGUCGUUCAGGAACUCCUUCCCAAGCUUUUGGGAAGCGUCUUCCAUCUUAAGACGGAAUGACUUUUCUGGCGAUCGGUGCUGUCCGAGGUCUCCCACCGUGGGAGAGGAUAGCUUUGGACUCGAUUCAAACCUGUCUCGGCCAGGCCGAAGAAGGCCGGACAGGGCCCUGGCCCUCCGGGGUCCCGUGAACGAGUCGGUGCUCGUUUCCCUCGGUCCCUUCUCGAUUGUAUAUGUUCUUUGGGUGCCCCCUCCCCACCAGUUUGCCUCUCUAGGCUUGAGGCCUCCUCUUCUUGGCUUGGUUUCCUGCAGCCAGCCCUCUCCUCUCAGCACCGUGGAGGAGCUGGGAGAAGGAAGGGAGGCAGAUAGGAGCCGUCCCGGGACCUCCUGGGCGGAGGAACCUCGCUAGGUGGGGAAGAAGGGAAUAGUCAUUUUCCCAUCAGCCUGCAGAGAUGGCAGGCCCUGCCCCUGGGGGGGCCAUGGAAGUGCCCACACCCCUGCAGCCCGAAUAGAUCUAGCCAUAGAAUCAAAAGAUUUAGACCUGGGAGAGAUCUUAGGGACAUUGGCUCCCCACCUCCUCACUGAGGCUGAAACCGGGACUUUGAACCCAUAUCCCUGGGGGGACUCCCGGCCCUGGACUCCCCAGCCCCCUCCCUGAUUGGUCAGACAGCCCGAGGGGCCUUACAGCCGGGUCUGCUAGAACCUAGGUCUCUCCCUGUCAUUUUCCAACAUCCCGGUGCUUGGCCCGUUGCUCCAUUGAGGAGUCCUUGAGCGCCUGUUGCGUACCGGGUGCCGUGAGCCGCCGGGAAAGCAGACCAAAAACAACCCCUGGGUUCUUGAAGGAAAUGUUGAAAGAAGUAAAAACUGUGAACAAAGUAGAGACGGCAAUUGGAAGGGGAUGGGGCUAGCAAGUGAGGGAACUGGGAAAGGCCUCUUAGAAAAGAGGUUAGAGAUCUUAAACGAGCGAGAGCAAUCCAGGCUCACAUACGGAGAGCAGGUCUGCGUAGGGUCUGUGUUGAGUGAGAGCUUCUGGAGGCCCAUCAGAACAUCCCCAGAGGCUAAACUGAGUGUGUCUGUGCCCAGGGCCCGAGAUUGUCACACAAACUCCGCCCGAGUCAGAGAUAGCAUAGAGACCGCCCCCUCUGGUGCUUUUGAGCUAGCUUUCAGUGUCGGGGACUCUUCCCCACUGUUGCGGGGACCCCAGGGAACCGUGCUCGCUCUCUGCCUGAUAGCCCGAGUGGUGACUCACAUAAAGGGAUAGAUUUUGGUGCUUAUUAAGUCUGCAGAUGACACCUGACAUGAAGAUUAAAAACCUAACUCGCAUGAAACGCAAAGUCGGGUUCCCCGUUCUAGAUGAGAGAAGGUUGGUCAGCCCUUUGUCUGAAAGUGAUGGGGGCUGAAUGCACGGCGGCCUCCAGGGGAGUCGAUGUGGCGGUUGAAGGGGCGAGAAGCCCAGGGUCUAGGCUUAGGGAAUGACCCUCCCCUUUGGCUGCAGCCCGGCCCCCAUCGGGUCCGGGGCCUGCUUGGAAGGAGGGUGUCCGGACAGAAGUGACCAGGGGAGUUGAGGGCCCCGAGAUGGGAGGGUAGGAGGAAGGCAUCGGGAACACGGGGAAAUGGCAUGCUCACUACCACUCAGUGCUGCAGCAGUUCGAAGCUGAAUAUCAGAAGCAGCUUUCUAACUUAGAACUGGGCAGACUCGAGAGCUCUCUAACGCUCCCUCCCCAUCACCCACACUAGCUAGAAAUGAUUUUGUGUUAUUGGCUCUUAAUGGCGUGAUUGGCCAUUAAGCAAUGGCAGCCGAGUUUCCUUCCGGUCGGACACAUGGGCUGGUCCUGGGCCUCCCUGUCUCCACGGCAAGAACGGUGGACCUGGGCAGUCACUCCUUUUCUCUCUCUGAGCCUGAGUUUCCUCUGGGUAAAAUAAAAUGGUCUUUAAGCUCCUUUCCAACUCUCUCUAAAUCUGAGGAAUUCUAAGUUUUUGAAAUCAAAUUGAAUGAGAAGCAGAACCACAAAAAAAGGAAAUACACGACGACUGCGAUUGUGUCAAAGACGAGAACACUAAAGCUGCAUGUGUAAUUGUAGGAUCCAUCUGUACCCUUCUGGGGAGGAUGAGGCGACGCGCGGGCCCUUUUCCUUGAAGAGGUGGGGACUCCGGGUGUGGAACGGUGGGGACGCGUCAGAAGUGGUUGCUGUGUCGUUUGGUUUUGCUUACCUGUUUUCAUUGUUACAAGGGAAGGCUUGCGGGGUGGGGACAGGGGUGGGGGUGAUAUAGCUGCAAAUGACUAAGAUGUAAAAACAAAAGGCAUCAAUAAAAGUUGAGGAAAAAAGCGAGAUGUGGCCUCGGAUGGGU
Messenger RNA from Sarcophilus harrisii (Tasmanian devil), 6972 nucleotides. RefSeq names its product E74 like ETS transcription factor 4 (gene ELF4). Gene Ontology annotation, molecular function: DNA-binding transcription factor activity, RNA polymerase II-specific; sequence-specific DNA binding. The coding region runs from base 1438 to 3396 and encodes 652 amino acids. Gene Ontology annotation, cellular component: nucleus. The record is from RefSeq and is a predicted model, not a curated record. Gene Ontology annotation, biological process: cell differentiation; regulation of transcription by RNA polymerase II. The transcript has 9 exons. Lineage: Eukaryota; Metazoa; Chordata; Mammalia; Dasyuromorphia; Dasyuridae.